This is a messenger RNA of Acomys russatus (golden spiny mouse), 1339 nucleotides long. RefSeq names its product immunoglobulin superfamily member 1-like. The record is from RefSeq and is a predicted model, not a curated record. The transcript has 6 exons. Bases 83 to 1339 code for a protein of 418 amino acids. Gene Ontology annotation, cellular component: plasma membrane. Lineage: Eukaryota; Metazoa; Chordata; Mammalia; Rodentia; Muridae.
CAUUUCCAAGCCCCACCUCAGCUUCCUGCCCAGCUCCGUGGUCCCCACCAGGAGCAAUGUGACCCUACAAUGUAUAACAUUCAUGCUAGACGCAAAAUGCACUAUUAAAAAAGAAGGUGCUGAUUUGGACCCCAGGAGACUACACAGUGUGCCACACGGCUGGAUAUCUAAAUUACAUUUCAUUAUGGGAUGGCAAGGUGGAACGGACUUCCACCUCAUAGAGAUACAGCAGAGCGACGCUGGAUGCUACACUUGUGAAUGCCAUGAAAAUGAGAGUCGUGAUGUACUGUCCAGCGAGGCGGGUCUAUUAUUGGUCACAGGACGCUUACCUAAACCUUCCCUCCAAGCCCAGCGGCAGAGCAAUGUGGAGGUGGGAGGGAAGGUGACCCUGCACUGUCAGAAGCCGGAUAAUGUGACUGAAUACAAAAUGUUCAUGCUACUGAAGGAAGGAACUUCAUCGCCUGUUCGGGUUCAGAGUUCAGAAAGGAGGACAGUAGACUUCUCACUUGAUGGUCUGACAGCCAGGAACUCGGGCAACUACAGCUGUGUCUACCACCAGCUAGGAGCCCCCUUCUGGGCCUCAUACCCCAGCGAUCACCUUGAGAUCUUGGUGUCGGACCGGAACGUUGGCCAAACAGAAAAGAGAAGUAACGAUUUGCUUCCCAAACCUAGCCUCAGUGCUUGGCCCGGCUCAGUGGCAUCCGAAAAUAGCAACGUGACACUGCGAUGUGUGAGUCCCAUUCCGGACAUAAAACUUGUUCUCAGAAAGGGAGGUGUCACUUUGGAUUCCAGGCUUCCGCACCAUUUGACAGAGAGGACGGCUGAGUUUCGUCUGACUAACCUACAGCAGGGGGAUGCUGGAUAUUAUACCUGUGCGUACUACAGGAAGGACUCCCCCAGUUUAAUCUCAUCUUCCAGUGAUGCCCUCUUCCUACUGGUCACAGGGUACUUGCCUAAGCCUUCCCUCCGAGUCCUCCACUCGGGCCGGAUAACCACCGAAGAGAGGGUGAGCCUACAGUGUGAGAAGCCACACAACCUGACAGAGUACAAAGUGUUCGCUCUGCUAAAGGAGGGAGCUCCGUCCCCCAUACAGCUUCUGACGUCCGACAACGACACGGUGGGAUUCAUCCUUCAGAAUGUGACAGUCAGUGAUGCGGGAAAGUACAGCUGUGUGUACCUUGAGACGGAAGCCCCUUUCAGGGCCUCACAUCCAAGCGACCAUCUGGCUAUCUCAGUGGCAAUUUACAUGAAUCUCAGCAUUGACAUGCUCAAGUCAUCUCAAUAUGAAGCCUGCAAGCUCAGCGUUAGGCCUUUCGGAAGUUACCUGUGUCCGGCCUGA